This is a messenger RNA of Achroia grisella, 2411 nucleotides long. RefSeq names its product counting factor associated protein D-like. Gene Ontology annotation, cellular component: lysosome. Gene Ontology annotation, molecular function: cysteine-type endopeptidase activity. The record is from RefSeq and is a predicted model, not a curated record. The annotation marks the transcript as partial. The transcript has 15 exons. Lineage: Eukaryota; Metazoa; Arthropoda; Insecta; Lepidoptera; Pyralidae.
GCAUCUCACCAGGGUGAUCAGACUUCAGGCCGCGUGCGCAGACAAUGGCAAGCAGGCCCUGAAGGUCAGAAGGUCAGCUUCGGCAGGCGAUCUCGAGCACCGCCCGGUUCAGCUGCACCUGCGCCGUUCUCCCUCCAGUCCGGCAAUGCGAUUUUAUCUCGAAGUGCUAUCGGUGUUGAUAACCGUUGGUCAAAUAUUAUACAAGAAUACAUGCGGACUGGGGAGACGGCUGCGAUGUCCGGACUGAUCGGACAGUUUCCUCAGAGUCCUGUCACGGUCGACUUACCAGUCGGUGGUGGUAACGGCAGAGCGCCAGAAACCUUGCCAGUGUUGGUACUGCCCAUACCCAUUCCAGUGCAGCAAUGUUCGUCAAACUACAAUGAGCAACCGCUUACUCAACCGUUGAAACUAGAAGGACACCAGCCGAUCGUGGUGGGCAACCAGGUGGCCCCACCGCCAGUACCGUUCAACAUCGCCUUCCCGAACCGACUUUCAGAGACAUCGCAACCCGAGACUAAUUAUUACACCAAUGAAAGACAUCCCACUCCAGAGAUAGUGUCUGUAGUGUCAUCCCAGCAGUUAAUAGAGGCAUUCAGAGCUCAACAGCCGCGGUCUCCGGAGCUGCCUCCACUGUUGCUGCCACACUCGCCAAAAAUCGUGGUCACUCGCGGUCUUUUCGACCUGGGCAAGCAGGUUUUGAACGCGGUUGUACCACCGAAGCUGUCGUUCGACCGUUCCAUGAUGCUGAAGGGACAUCUCACCAUUCCACGAGCGGAUUAUACAGAGCCCUACACGGCAUUAUACGAUGCAGACAGCGGCAUGAACCGCGUGGACAUGCAUGGAGGGACUUCCAGUUCUUACAGAGCCCAAGUUCCAGAUGGUACCACACUCAGAGUCAUGAAAACUGUGGACCGCACAGGUGAUAAGGAGAUGACUAGAUGUGUAACGAUGAGAUCAACAUCGGAACAAUUCGACCGGGCGCCGCCUGUGCUGCCUGAUACUGAACCGUUUAAAUUCGAGGGUUACGUCGACAUGGAGGACGGUCGUAAAGCAGAAAAAUGGGUAUACAAUAUGUCAGGACGACCGGGUGAGAUGGGAGGCGCUCAAGAUGAGGCGCUCACUUACCGACACGAAAUGCACGUCAUGCGCGACAAGGACGGCAACAAUAUACCACUCAGCUACGCUGUAAAUGUGGACAGCUCGACUCUGGGACCCAACAGCGACAGCUACGAGCAUCAAUACACACACACUGAGCACAUGACGCCACAGUUAGAUGAUCUUCGUAUUGAUAUGGAUCGUGAGUGCGACGAAGUUGAGGAAACGCAAGAUAUGGCGAAGGUUGACCCGUUGAGAGAGUACACGAUGCCAGAAGUAGACAAACGUCACAAUGAGGGCCUCCUAAGCUAUGCCUCAAAAUUCGCGCGCAAGUUUAUAGACAGCGGAGAAGAAGCGGUGAGGAAGAACUUACUAAUGCAGACUACUCGGUUUGUGGAGUCCGCCAACCGUCAGGCUGGUACCGCUAAGAUGGGCUUGAACUUCCUGGCUGAUCGACUGCUUUCAGAGGUGGAAUACUUGACUGGAGUGGUGGUUAGCAAGGAUUUGAGGCAUUCAGACCCGUUCCCCUACCUGCGUAAUCAGUUGCGUGACAUUGCUGACAAGUUGCUUGACAGAUUCGAUUGGCGGUCGAAGGAUGCUGUAACACACGUGCGUUACCAAAACGCUUGUAAAGCAUGCUGGGCGUUUGCUGUGACCGCGGCUAUAGAAGGUGCCUUGAAGAUUCAGUCUGGCAAACUGGUGCCUCUCAGUGAGAAGGCCCUGGUGGACUGCGCACACAAAACUGGAGGCAACGGGUGCGGGGGCACCUGGCCGAGUCGGGCUUACGACUACGUCAAAGAUCGGGGCCUACCCUCCCUUGGGCAGUACAGAAAAUACGAACCAAAGGUGGACACGUGUGAAGACGAGCGUGUGACUCCGGUGACCUUCAUCAGCAGUCACGUGAAUGUCACUCGAAACAAUAUCGCCGCACUUAAGGUGGCGAUUGCUAAACAUUCCCCCACCGUGGUGACAGUAGACGGGCUCUGUUACAGCUUCCUCCGGUACACCAGCGGGGUACUACAAGAUGAGAGAUGUUCCAGAACAGCCGAGAAUCAUGCUGUGACAGCUGUAGGAUACGGUCCAAACGGCGUGAAUGGUAUCUACUUCACUCUCAAGAACUCCUGGGGCACCAGUUUCGGGGAAAACGGGUACAUACGUGUCCACGGCACUUCUAAUACGGCCGGUGUACUCACCAGACCGUCGUAUCCAGUUCUGCGGAGCGAGGAUGUGAGACGAAUCCCUGAAUCAGAUGUCGACGAUCCUUAUCAGGAUGAGGUGGGAGGCGGCGUCAAAACGAGAUGAUUUUAUAAUGCAUU